Messenger RNA from Trichoplusia ni (cabbage looper), 2397 nucleotides. RefSeq lists its product as uncharacterized. Bases 34 to 867 code for a protein of 277 amino acids. The record is from RefSeq and is a predicted model, not a curated record. Lineage: Eukaryota; Metazoa; Arthropoda; Insecta; Lepidoptera; Noctuidae. The transcript is spliced from 3 exons.
GACGAAGACGACGGAGACAACGGCAGCAUCCCCAUGGUAACGUUAGAAGUUAUGUCGGAUGCUUCAAACACCGAUCUAAUAAUAAUAGAUGAAAACUUUGUGAAUGAAAGUACCCCUAACUUUGAUGAUGAUACCCUUAACAAAGAAACCGGAGUGCACUUUUUAACUGAACAGAUGAAUGACGAGUCUACAUCUAAACAGAACGAAGAAAAAGAGGGUACGAAGGAAACACCAAAGGGAAGACAUGAGUUAUUGGAGUACUUAUUACGUCACGACGGUAGUGUUAUUUGUAAGAUGUGUGGCGAAGUAUUACAGACUCGCACCCAUUGGUACAGGCAUAAGUACAAGCGUCACGCCCCGCAUCAGACAAAUUCUACGCCUCUAUUUCAGUGCGAACAAUGUUUCGUCUACUUUAAAAGUCGAAAAGGAUAUAUUGGCCAUUUAGCAAGUAGACAUAGUGAGUUACUAUCAGACUCCAGUCCAGUAUUAACUAAUACCCCGCCAGAGACAUGCACAAAAGCACAAGAAAAUAUUCAAGUGACACAUGAAAUGAAGGAGGAGUUCGAUCCGGAACCAGCGAUACCACAACCGACUGAAUAUACUUACCAAGAUACCACAAUAAAGCAAGUGCCUACAAGACCUACCGAAACGAAAAAAUCUUAUAAAAACAAAGAACUAAAUACAGUUAAACAAGCGGAAUGGGAGGAGAAACGAUCACGGGAGGAAAAAUUGGUUGCCGAUAUCAUAGACCGUGUACGACGUGAAUGCGAGGCACAGCCGAAUCGUGGGAGCGCCCCUGCCCGCCGGGGCUACUCUCGCCGUGCCAAUGUUAUGCACUCUUUGCGCCGAACAGACGCGCUGUCGUAAGCACGACUCAUGAAGUUCCUCUAGAAUAGCUUUACCUAAUAUUAAAGAGGUCAAACAAUAUAUAGGUAUACGAGAUGUGUUCUUUAACGAGGUACUGUCAGAAGUAAAUAAAUAGUUAUUACUUUGUAGCUUCGCGCUUCUAUUCACAUGCUCCUGCUCUAGUCGUGAUAGAUUUUAUCAAAGUAGCUAUCCAAUCAGUGUAGUAAGGAUGAUAAAACGGGGAGCGCUACUCAAAAUGCAUCCUACGAUCGAAUCAGGCCCAUGGAACUAUUUGGAAUUUAUUAAUUACAAUAUACCUAUACUUAAUCUGACCGAAAUAAUCGGCCUAGUCUAAGAUCUAAGUAAUGGAACUGACUUUUUUGAAGUUGUGCGUAUAUUUUGUGCCAAGUGUAUGUAAAUAAGUACUGUGCCAAAAAAUAACGAAAAUUAUGUGCCAGCGGCUGUCCAGAAUUUGUAAAUAUCUAUAAAUAUAAUAUUGUCAGUGUCUACCCAUUUUAAGUAGAUAUUUAACCAUUUUUGUGGAUUAAUAAAAUGUAAGUCUAUGUAUUGCAACUAGGUAGGUAAAAAUCUUAGGAGUGAAGCCAUUUUAAAAUGAUUCAUUGUGUUCCUAUUAGAUAGUCUUCAUUCAUAUCAAUAAUUUUAACAGGAGUACUUGAUUUUGAAAAUUUUUAUUGAAAAAAAUUGAUAAAUAAAAUUUAACGCAUUUUUAAUGGAAAAUCGAUUAUUCAUGUGAGGCAUACAUUUUGAAUCGAUCGUACGCAGGCACUUGUUAUAAAAAUUAAUAGGUAAGACUUGAAACAUAAACGAUUGUCAUUCCACAUAGUCGUCUACAAAAAAAAUACUCAUGGCCAGUUUCACGUGAUUAGUUAGAUAAUGAAGAAAAAACCUAAGUAGGCCUAGGUAUCCGAAACUAUUUUUCAUAUAAAUAUAGGUAGUAAAAUCUUGGCGAAUACCUAUAUUAUCAUAACUGUAAAAAAAAUCUGUCCCGUCUUCGUCUACGUUGAAUUUAUUGUUAAACGGCUAUAAUUAUUUAGGAACGAAAUGUGAGACUGAAAGUAAAAAUUAAAGAUAGGGUUUUCCUGAAAUGCCUACGUUAUUAGGAAUAGCUUAACCGAAAUUCUAUUCUUCAUGUAAAUAUAUUCCUAGAUAAUCCAUACGUAUUUACGGGAUUUUAAAUUUUGUCGCAUAACCUAAUAAAUAUAAAACGGUUUCCUAAAUAUGUGGUAUCUAUGCAUAUUUACCUAAUAUACGAUUGUAUGGGCGCCAUCAUAAGUCUUGGAAACGAGUUAUUCGUAGCUAAUUAAAAAAAUAAUUCUAAAUCAGGGUUCCAUGCUUCACCUAAAUUGGAACCAUUGCAAUUUUGAAAUACAUUUAUCAGUGCGGUAGGUACCUAUGUAUUUAUUUUAUUCAUAGUCUGUGUAUUCAUUAAGUUUUGUAAUCAUAGAAAAUAAUUGUGUCAAAUUUGUAAAUAUACAUGACAUUAAAAAACUGUGAUGAAUGUGGCUCAGAAAUAUAACGUAAUAAGUAUAA